Brassicogethes aeneus is the source of this 1725-nucleotide messenger RNA. The record is from the annotation of a GenBank genome assembly. Lineage: Eukaryota; Metazoa; Arthropoda; Insecta; Coleoptera; Nitidulidae.
UGGUACUGCCAAUUCCUACACUAACUCUAAAGAAAAAAUGUGUUUUAUAGUGUUCUUCGACAUUGAUUCAUAGAUGGCGCCGUUUACAAACGUCAAAGAGGUUAUGUUGUUAUUUGUUGUUAAAAAUGUUUGAUUUUUACACGGAAACUUGCUGUAUUUGCCUUGAAAAUAACACAAAUUUGAUAAAUAUAAUCCAUAGCGACGAAAACGGCGAAAAUUACUUUGAUAAGUUGGAGUUAUUAGUGCCUGAUUUAGGUUGGUCUGUAAGGUUUAAUUUGUGUAUUAAAUGCUGCGAAGGGUUAAAUGAAGCACAUACAUUCGUGAAGAAGUGUGUGAAGAGUGAAAAUACAAGAAAAGAUAAUAUUCCUUUAAGUGAGAGUUUAGGAGUGAAAAUUAUCAAAUUUGACGAAAAUUUGAAGGAGGAAGUUAAGGAAGAGGAUGUGGAGGAGUUUAAAUGUGAGGAAUGUGAUAAGAUUUUUAAGUCUGUCAAAGCUGUAAAGUCGCAUAUCACAAAAAUACAUAAAAAACCUAAAAGUGAAGAAAAUGUUGAAAAUAUAGUGGAAAAUAAGGAGGAAAUAAAUGAUUUUGAGGAUGCAGCAGAUAACUUUAGUGAUAAUACUGAUUUUGAGGAUUAUAACCCCCCAAAAGUAAAGGUUAAAAAGGAACGUAAAGUUCGAACAAAAAUUAAAUUGCCUGUAAAAUGUGAGUACUGUGGUAAGGAUUUUAAUAGAAAGCAACAUUUGCUGGCGCAUAUACGUUGUUUGCAUACUUUUGAAAAACCUUAUGCUUGCGAUAUUUGCGAUGCCAAGUUCUCGUUAUCCCACAGUUUGUUGGUACACAAACGCAGGCAUAAUGACGAUCGCAGGUACGUUUGCACAUAUUGUGGCAAGAAAUUUUUGUGUAGUACAGACUUGGUGCACCACAACAAGAUUCAUUUGAACAAACGAGAGUAUAAAUGUGUGCCAUGCAAUAAGAGUUUCAAUACUAUUUCGGUGCUGCAGAUACAUAAAAAAUGCGUACAUACUCCAAGUGAGCUGUGGAAACAUGUGUGUUCGUACUGCGAGAGGAGAUUUCCCAUUAAAAGCAGCCUGACGGCCCAUCUACGUCGACACACAGGCGAAAAAAACUUCUCUUGCAAUAUUUGCGGCAAGUCUUUUUACGACAAAAAAAUGGUGGAAAACCACUACAGAAGUCAUACCGAUGAAAGGUUAUUUAAGUGCCACCUGUGCGAAAAAGAUUACAAAGAUCGUGGUGGUUUGAACCUACACUUAAAAAAAAUCCACAAUAUCGGCAACGCCACUAUCCCACCCCCUCCUCCGAAAAAAUUUGGCUGUCAUUUAUGCCCGAAAGCGUUUUCCUCUAGAGGAAAACUCCAAAAACACAUUUGCACUCACACUGGGCAAAAAAUGUUCAAUUGCCACCUGUGCGACAAAAAAUUCAACGAUUCCUGGUAUAAAAAGGUUCACCUGCAAAAAAAACACAACUUGACUCUCACAAACGAAGAUUUGAAAAAUCUGAGUCAGGUUCAUCAGGAAGUUCCGCCGCUUGUUGUGAUACAGACCCCGGUCGUCGGUGUGCCGCAAGGUUCCGUUCACAGCCCCCUGGACGUGCAACAUGUUGUUAUGCAACCGGUGAUGCAAGUACCACCCGGUCAUACAUCAGCUUUUUAAGUUUUUAUUACGGUUUUAUUGUGUAUAUGAUUGUAUAUAUUUUUAUAACUAUCUA